GGAUUAUCAGUCAGAAAUAUUGUAGCUACCUACAAAAAAAAGUUAUAAACCUAUUUACUUUACUUUCGAUAUUCGUGUAAAUUAUAAACAACAUGUAUAUGUUGAUAUUAUUUGCAGGCAGUGCCUAUACGAGUAGAGUUAUCGGAAAAAUGUGUAAUUCGCGAUGUGUUCGUUCAAAUCACAGUCGCUGUUGUGUCGAACGUAGCAAUAUGUCAUUUGUCUGAAGUUAUGAAUAGGCUCGAGCUAUUUCAAUUUAUAUCCAUAUUUAGCGUAACAAUCAACAUAAGCAUUCAAGAAUGUCCUAAAGAGGUAUCAUUUAACGGAUUAAGCGUUACUUGGCAGAAAAGUCUUCCAGCAAAUAAUGUAGAGUCAGAUCCUAUCUGUUACCACGAUGAGAAGAUCGUCACCCGAAACUGCACAGGCUCGCAGUGGACACCAGCUAUCCACGAAGUCUUGUGUUCUAAAGUCGUUCAAUAUUUUGACUUGUCAUUAUGCCCACCUGGAUUUCAUGUAAUUCCUGAUAACAAUGGUUACUGCUACCAAAUUCAUAAAAAAUCUGCCUGGAAUUUUCCUUGUUUAGAAAGUGGAGGUGCAUCGGUUAUAACUGACUUUAACCACAAGGAAAUAAGCGCAUUGCUGGAUUCGUUGGCUUUGUCAAACACAUCGCGUUUUUUCUGGUUACCUGCGCAGCGGAUGUCAACUUUUCAGCCUCUGACCUGGUAUAUACCCGGAAAUAACUGGGGUCGUCAUGUUGAAAUUCAUGAACAUUUGCCGUUACGGUCCCGUAAUUCGAAGAAUUGUCUGUUACUUGAUAUAUAUAGCAGAGAAUUAGUGACAGAUGAUUGCGGAAAAGAGUAUCCCAUAUUAUGCUUCUACAUAAAUGAUUUACAAUAUCCAGCAAAAUGUCCAGAAGGUUAUCAUGCAUUCAGAUUUAUGUCCGAUGAUGGAAUUUGUUUAGGAAUCGAAAAAGCUGACGUUGAACCUGGUUUGACAUUCACACAAUUUAUGGAUACAAAAUGUAAUAGACCUAUGGGACAUACAAUUGAUGAUAACCUAAAAAGAUUUAUAUUCAAAAAAAUUGCGGAAAUGGACAGUCUUAACAAUAAUACGUGGUGUUGGUAUACCAAUCUUAAUAAUUACAACACAAAUAUAUUACCUAAUUCAUCACAAAUUAUUAUACCAAAUUUAAAUUUAUUUGAGGGAGUAAUUAAUAGCGCAGGUACUUUAACUUUAUUGAGUACUUUAUCUUUGUUAUCGUGUAUGGCAUGUGAAACUGAAAUGAUAUAUGAGCCUACAGAGUUUAGCUUGGAGUAUAACGAGAUGGAAAAGAGACUAUUCUUAACAGUAUAUAAUCCGUCUGGAUUAUGGUUAGAUGAUGAUAAUGAUAAUGGAAUUCAGUGUUUUUCGAAUGCGGAAGGAUUUAUAACAAUCAUUAAAAUUAACGAUUUUCCACAUUUUGAUCUAUUAGUUCAGGAUGCUGAUGAUAAAAUGGAAAAACUUGUGUAUGUCAUAGAUCUCGUCAACGACAUGUCUGCUCAAUAUUGGUGUGAAGGGCACACCAAGAAUUUUUCACUAAUUACAACAGAGAAAAUAAUUGUAAAUCCUCGGGGUAGUCAAGUUCAUGUUUACUCAUUAAUGUUAAGAACAAACUCAACAACAAUUGUCGAUUCUUCAGACAUAAAACAAUUGACAGAAAAUAUAACUAACAUUUUUAAAACUGAGAAUACGCUUAUUAUGGAAAUUACUGAUAACGUUCAAUUUAUUGAUAUAAUUGUACAUCUACAUGUAGCUAUAAACGAUACUUAUGGUGAUGAAGCACUUAAUUUACAAAUGAACUUACUUAUUUUGAAAGAAAAUGCUGAGUUGGAAUUUCCAAACUAUAACUACACAUUAAUUAAUAUAUCAAGUUCUACGUAUUGUCUGCCAACAAAUUCUUCUGAUUACAUAACACUAGAUUGGGAGCUAACUCCAAUCGGCCAUAUUGCCACACCUACUCAAUUUUGUUUACAAAAAAAUGAACUUCCUGUUAAAAGAUUAUGUAAAGGGUCGUAUCUUUCAGGGAGCGUUUGGGGAGAGGUAGAAGGGAAAUGCAAUAAAAACUACAAACCAUCCAUAAUAACUACAUUUCUUUAUGAAUUUGUCAAAGGGGAAACAUGUGAUAACACAACCUCUCGUUUUUUAAUUGAUGGCCUUAAUUUUGUCUUAAGUGAUACUGACAUAAUGAUUCCUGCAGAUAUAUAUUAUUUAUCAAUGUCUUUACAAUAUAUAUGUAAAGUAGCUCAAUAUAAUCAAUCAACAAUAGAUAUGGGUGACAUUGAAAACAUAGCCUGGGUUAUGGACAGAGUACUAGAUGUUGACAGUGGAUCUUUAAAUUUAGCGCAAACUCUUAACUCUAGUAACUUUUUACUUGAAUCUGUUCAAAAUAUAAUUGAACUACUUGCGGCAAAGAUAGUUUUAAAUAAUACCCUACCACCUCAAUCAUCUCAUAAAUUGGCUGUCAAAGAUCAAUUUGUUAUUCAAAUAUCUUAUCCAAUAUAUAACAAUAUAACAGGUUUAGCUAUAUUAAGAACAGGUUUCUCAGACAAAUUUACAGAUAUGGAAAUUUUACCAUUAUACGCAAGUGAUAGAAUAGAAGAUAUUUUAUCAAUGGAUAAUUUAGAAAUUGCUGCAUGGUUGCCCGAUGAUGUAUUAUUGAAUUUAAUAAGAGUUUCGAAUCAUAGUAAAGACGAAGAUAAUAAUUUACAUAUAAUAAUAAAUGUUUACCACAAUGAUGUAGUAUUUCAAGAAUUAAAAAAAACGAACCAUGUAAUCGACAGUCGUAUAAUUGAGAUCUCCGUACCGGGGUACGUAUCGAAUUUAGAAAAUCCAAUACCACUUAUAUUCAGAAGCAUAAAUAAUACAGAUUCUAUUAAGUUUUGUAGUUUUUGGGAUUUUCAGAAUUCGAACAUUGUAGGUAGGAUUCCGGGACAUUGGGCAACGCGAGGUUGUUAUUCUCUAAAAAUGUCUAACAACCUAACUUUAUGCAAAUGUUAUCACUUAACCCAUUUUGGGCAACUCAUUGACCUAAGAAAUAAUUAUUCUGAUGAUAGAACGCCUGCUGAUAUAAAGCAUGCAGAAGUUUUAAAUACGAUUACUUUAGUUGGUAGUUUUUUGUCACUAUCAGGCGUUAUGGGUAUAUGGGUGACAGCAAUAGUAUUUGAUGUUUGGAGAAAAAAGGCAGGUACAAAAGUAUUGUUACAACUUUCGACGGCUAUAGCUUUACCUUUAGUACUGAUGAUUGUGUUUAAUCUUGACAAUACUAUUUUUAUGGAAUACGAUGGAAAACAUAUUGUUGUUUCUCACAUGAGGACAGUUUGUAUCGUUUUGGGCGCUUUGCUACAUUAUUCUUUAUUAGCAAAUUUUAUGUGGAUGUUGAUCACGGCUACUCUUCAAUUUGUUCGCUAUGUGCGCGUUUUGGGGGUUUCCCGACCAUCGCGUUUCAUGGUCAAAUUUACAAUUCUCGGUUGGGGUGUCCCGUUCAUUCCCGUUUUAAUUACUUUAAUAUUAAAUCAUGAAAACUAUGUACCGAAUCCAUCAAUAGACCAUCAGAUAUGUUAUCCGAACGGAACCUAUUUUGUGAUAGGAAUUUUAAUCCCAAUUUGCGUCAUAUUAUUUGUUAAUGUUAUUUUAUUUGUACUGGUCAUAAGAGCGAUAGCGCAAUGUCCCGAUAUGAGGAUACCUGACAAAACUUUGAUUUGGGCUCAGCUUAGAGUGUCCAUAAUCCUUUUCUUUCUUUUAGGUUUAACAUGGAUAUUUGGAAUCUUUUCGUUUUCUAGCAACUUUGUUUGGUCAUAUUUAUUUUGUUUGACUUCUACAGUUCAAGGAUUUGUUUUGUUUGUUUAUUUCGUAAUUUGUGAUCCAUCUACUAGAAAUUUAUGGAUUGCUGUAAUAAAACCGGAAUUUUCUCAGAAUUCUUCAAGAAAAUCUGUGUUAAGCAUUAGUAGUGGGUGACUGUACCUGUAUAUAAUAUUUACAAAAGUUACUUCGUUUUUGGCACAAUUACAUAAAUAUAAUUAACUUAAGUUGAAAUAUUUAAUAUAAGAUUGAAAUUUACGUAAUGGUAUACUAAUUUUAAAAAAUACCUAAUAAAUAUUUGGGAAAAGUACACGCUGUUCUAGUUAUUUAAGUAUCUAUGAGUUGUCCGAGUUAUCAGGAUAAUGUCACCCAUAUGAACAGCAGUCACUUUAAUUGCUGCUGUUUAAUAGAUUAUAGUUACAUCAUAUUAUUAUAUUAUCGCAUUUACUUAAUUUUACCUAGUAAUAAACUUGUGGUUUAUAAACUACACUAAUUAAUUACAAUAAAAUAUUGUGACUUCUCAAAUUGUUCGCCAACGCGCUUGUAAGAUUAUCGCAUAAAUUUAUGAAAUGUCAAUUUAUGAAAGGUUAUUUAUUAAUUCAAAUAAUAUAAUAUUAUUAAUAAGUAAAAUAAUUAUAACCGUUUAAUUGAAAUAAUAAUUAAAUAUGAAAACAUUUAAAAUUUUAUUUAUUUUUUUCCCUUUUCGACAAUAUUUAAUUUUUAUUUAUUCAUCAUCGGAAUGAAGCUACUAGAACUAGUCAAGGAACAACUCAAAUGGGUAUAUUUCAGUAUAGAAUCCAUCUUUUUUAUCCUAAAAGGCCUGUAUUCACGUUGAUUUUGUCACUUUAAACAUACUAAUAAACCUGUAGAGCUAUGUGAUACAAUAUGGUAAUAAAUCUUACUUACCCCUGAAUUCUGUAGUAUGUAUGAAAUAAAAGUUGUAUUGUCGACAAUUUCUGUGGAAAUAUUCAAAAUGUGCAAACUGAACCACUUUAUUGAUUGUACUAAUGGUUGUAGAAUGUUAUACUCUACGAUAGUUUACAAAACAAAGUUAGCUGAAAUUAUUCGGAAUGAAAUUCAAGUCAAUAAAUAUUUAGUUUGAUUGAGUCUAAAUGUUGUUAUGAAGACAACAUUCUUGAACAAACAAACUUAGAUUACGUGUAUAUAAGAACGUGGAAAUUCAUCUUUACUUUUUUCACCAAACAUUGCUAACUUGACAGCAAUCUGCAAUACUGAUAAAAUUUAUUAUUCACAAAUUUAUAUACUCUAAAUAUAAUACAUGAGAAAAUUAUAAAUGAAGUACUAAUAGUAAAAAGGAGCUGCUUUAUUCUAAAGAAAUCUGCCAACAGACUGAAAGAAAACAGAGGAAAAAAAGGAUACUGACCGUG
Plodia interpunctella (Indianmeal moth) is the source of this 5222-nucleotide messenger RNA. RefSeq lists its product as uncharacterized. Bases 229 to 3990 code for a protein of 1253 amino acids. The transcript is spliced from 2 exons. The record is from RefSeq and is a predicted model, not a curated record. NCBI's taxonomy places the organism in Eukaryota, Metazoa, Arthropoda, Insecta, Lepidoptera, Pyralidae. Gene Ontology annotation, molecular function: G protein-coupled receptor activity. Gene Ontology annotation, cellular component: plasma membrane. Gene Ontology annotation, biological process: cell surface receptor signaling pathway; adenylate cyclase-activating G protein-coupled receptor signaling pathway.